Messenger RNA from Vavraia culicis subsp. floridensis, 1306 nucleotides. RefSeq lists its product as uncharacterized. The transcript has a single exon. The record is from RefSeq and is a predicted model, not a curated record. NCBI's taxonomy places the organism in Eukaryota, Fungi, Microsporidia, Pleistophoridae. Bases 1 to 1200 code for a protein of 399 amino acids. Gene Ontology annotation, cellular component: nucleus. Gene Ontology annotation, molecular function: exonuclease activity; nucleic acid binding.
AUGAGACCACGUACAACGGACAAUGCCCGGCUAACAUUCAACCACAGCACCAUAAAAUCGCUCAACAUAGACAAAAUACGCGCACUCAUCCAAUCGAUCUACAAUUUCAAAAAGAAACCGUCAUUUGUAAAGGUGGCCAACAGAUGGAACAUGAAAUCGUUCAAUGUGCUUUUUUUGGUGGAUGAGUGUGAUGAUAUGACGGGCAAGAUGGGUUUUGACGGGAGUUCGUUCGUUGCACGGAGGAUGCCUAAGCUACCACCAUUUUAUACGGUGUAUCCCUUGCAGGAUAAUUUCAGCGUGCAUGAGAUUGAACGAAUUGUUUUUAAGGAUAUAGGCGAGGAUGUACGACCAGAUAUCGGUGUGCUCAAGCAUGUGGAGUAUUUCCGACACUUUGUUGUGAAGGAUCCGUUCAGCAUUUACCUGGAGGAUGACCGGUUCGUUAAUUCGGAUAUCUCGGUGUCUGAGGCAAAUAAAAUCGAUUGGAGGAUGUAUAAGCGUGCGUACAAGCACACGGCACAUAAACUGAUAGCAAUGGACUGUGAAAUGCUCGUUACGGACGUAGGUGUUGAGCUGGGCAGGGUUACCCUUCUGGACAUACAGGGCGACACUUUGCUCGAUAUCUACGUCAAGACAGAUAAUACAGUAGUGGACUACCGCACCGAGUAUUCGGGGCUGUGCGAAGAAUCGUUCAAACAAAGCGUAUGUUUUGAUGCAGCGCAGUCCAUGGUUCUUGAGCUGAUCGGUAUUGAUACCAUCUUGCUCGGCCACUCGCUAUACAACGAUCUGAAAAUACUUCAAAUCAACCACGGCAAGCUCAUAGAUACGAGUCGCUUGUUCAGGACACGCGAUAACUACAAAAUAUCGUUGAAGAGCCUUGCCAACAAGUACAGGUGCAUAUCCAUACAGAACGGCACGCACUGCUCGUAUGAGGAUGCAUAUGCCUGUCUGCAGCUGCUGUCUAUCAAGGUACGAACGUUAUAUGAGCUGUUCAGUUCAGAGCGUUACUUUGGGUUUGUUAAGGUGGACAGGAAUGCCGGUCUUGAGAAACUGAAAGUGAGCGAAAGAUGUGCACGUACUGCAUUCAUCAGUAUACGUGAGUUAGAAAGCCUUGAUGUGCUGGAAAGGGUCAAUAAUUACUACAUCGUUAUUUAUCGGUGCAAGGGAAAGGCAUACGCUGGUGUUUAUGACAGCAAGAGGUGACAGAGCAAAUAAUAAAGCUAUUUUACACCUCAGCAAUGUAUAGCAGAGCAAUGUGCCGGAUGUUGACACGAAUGGACCACCCUUUAACGUGUGGUACCUCCUGGAA